This is a messenger RNA of Aptenodytes forsteri (emperor penguin), 674 nucleotides long. RefSeq names its product adenylate kinase 6 (gene AK6). The coding region runs from base 1 to 573 and encodes 190 amino acids. Lineage: Eukaryota; Metazoa; Chordata; Aves; Sphenisciformes; Spheniscidae. The transcript is spliced from 5 exons. Gene Ontology annotation, molecular function: ATP hydrolysis activity; AMP kinase activity; ATP binding. Gene Ontology annotation, cellular component: cytoplasm; nucleus. The record is from RefSeq and is a predicted model, not a curated record.
AUGCAACAGACCACCACCAGCAAGAGCUCGUCUGAGAGACUCGCGUACUGUUCUCUUACCGGUUUAUAUGGGGUUUUGUCUUCAGGUACUCCGGGCGUUGGGAAGACCACGCUCGGAAAAGAACUUGCGUCAAGAGCCGGGAUGACCUACAUUAAUGUGGGUGACAUGGCAAAAGAAGGAGAACUGUAUGAAGGUUUCGAUGAGGAAUAUGAUUGCCCGAUUUUGGAUGAAGACAGGGUAAUUGAUGAACUAGAAGAUAAAAUGAGUGAGGGUGGAGUUAUUGUCGACUACCACGGCUGUGAUUUUUUCCCCGAACGGUGGUUUCAUAUAGUAUUUGUACUUCGUACGGAAAAUUCAUUUCUGUAUGACAGACUUGAAAGCAGGGGCUACAAAGGGAAAAAGCUGCAAGACAACAUCCAGUGUGAAAUUUUUCAGACACUUUAUGAGGAAGCUGUGUUGUCAUACAGAGAGGAAAUUGUACACCAGUUACCCAGCAACACUCCCGAAGACCUAGAGAGAAAUUUGGAUCAGAUUAUGCAAUGGAUUGAGCAAUGGAUGAAGGACAACAAUUGACAUUUGGUGAAAAAGUAACUCUGCUGGACCGCUUCGUGGGAGGGUUUAAUAAAUGACAUUAAUAAUUCCUGUAUGAUAAAUUAAAAUUAAUUUUAUUGUCA